Messenger RNA from Chroicocephalus ridibundus (black-headed gull), 1179 nucleotides. It is a transcript of the gene CCIN, whose product is annotated as calicin. The record is from RefSeq and is a predicted model, not a curated record. NCBI's taxonomy places the organism in Eukaryota, Metazoa, Chordata, Aves, Charadriiformes, Laridae.
UUCCUGAAAGCUCACAGCUCUGUUUUUGUCCUCAGGUCCCUUGUGGAGAAAAGCUGCCUGUUCUACAUGCUCAUAGCUUACAUGUGUGAGCUUAAAGAGGUGGUGAACAGUGCCCAUGCAGGGACUGUGGGUACUUCAGAACUCAUGCUCAGCCCUUGACAGAUAUAUAGCAGGUUCCUCAAGGAGAACAACCUCCAUGUACAGAACGAGAACCAGGCUUUCCUGGCCCUGAUCUAGUCAGUGAAAUUCAGGGAAGAAGAAAGAUAAACAUAUUCCAGUAAUAUUUUUCCCUAUAUCCACGUACCUGGGGUCUCAACCAAGACACUGGUGGCUACGAGCCAUGACAUGCUGAUGCUCAACAAUCAUUCUGUCCCUCUGGCUCAGAUGGAAAGGAUUUUGAGUGACACGAAGCAAGUGUGCUUGAAGAUCUUUCUCUUCCAGAGGAAGAGGUCAGUAAUUGACUCUGUAAUGAUUUUAGGAGGCUAGGAAAAGGAUGUAAGAUUUAAUGAUAUGGGCUUUGAUUAUACUUUUGAGCUUACAUGUUUUGCUAUGUGGCUGAAACUGACAGAGAUGCCAUGUAAAGCAGCUCCUUGUGGUGCUGCAUUAGCCAUUAGUGUCACUGGAGGAAUAACAGACCAGAUCACUACCUCAAAGACAGCUCAUAGAUGUGACAUAGAAAACAAUUGCUGAACUGAGGUACUGCCUAUAGGUUUGGUUCACAUUAUGGUGACCUGUGAGGGAGUGAUGUACUGCCUUGGGGAUUGUGCUGAUACAAGGAAAUAGGUCUCUAACAUUUGCAAGUAGGGUGAUGGGAGGAAAGAGAGAACUGGACUCUGACUGGGAAAAUAAGGAUGCUACUGCCUUGAUCACUGUAGGAAAAAAGUCAAGUUAAUUUAUAUUGUGACAAGGCAGAUGAAUGAUUGUUUCCUAUCUGUUCAGAUGGCAGAUUACUUUGACACUUAGGCAGGGAAAGUGGUGCAAUACCUCACCUUCCAUAUUGAAUUAAACCAUAAACCUUUGUUGUCUUUUCCACAGGAAAACAUCCUAAGUGUGCACAGCUCCAAUAAAAAUUUUUGGGUAUCAGCUUGCAGAAAAAGAAGUGAUCAAAUUAACGAACAUGUUUGUGAUAUUACCAAAUACCUGUACUUUAGAUUUAUUGCAUCCAGUGUGCUCCGUUGA